GGGGCCGCGAUGGGGUCGGGAAUUCUGGCGGCGCUUUUGGGGUUGAUGCUCUGGAACCCCAGCGGGGCCUCGGGGCCCUGCUGGGAGAAUUCCCAGUGCCGGGAGCGCGGGAACGACGCCGGCAUCCUGGCCUGCGCCGGGUCGUGCCGGGCCCAGCUUUCCCUGGAAUCUCCCCUUUUUCCCGGGAACGGGCAGCUGCAGCCGCUCUCCGAGAGCCUGCGGCGCUACGUCAUGAGCCACUUCCGCUGGAACCAGUUCGGCCGCCGCAACGGCAGCGAGCCCGGCAAGCGCGGCGAGGAAGACGAGGAGGAGGAGGAGAAAUCCGGGAACGAGCCCGGAAUUCCCGGCUUUUCCCGGCACUCCGGGGAGCCGGGGAAGGACGGGAAGCGCUCGUAUUCCAUGGAGCACUUCCGGUGGGGAAAACCGGUGGGGCGCAAGAGGAGGCCGGUCAAGGUUUACCCCAACGGGGCCGAGGAGGAGUCGGAGGAGAAUUCCCGGCUGGAAUUCCGGCGGGAAGAGCCCUCGGGAGGCGAGGAGGAGGAGGAGGAAGAAUUCCCGGGAUUCCCGUGGAAUUCCCGGAAGGAGAAGCGCUACGGGGGAUUCAUGAGCUCGGAGCGGAUCCGGACACCGCUGGUGACGCUCUUCAAGAACGCCAUCGGGAAGAGCUUCUCCAAGGAUGCGCAGUGAUGGGGAAAUCCGGGAAAAAUCCCGGAAAAAUCCGGGGAAAUCCCACGGGAUCCGCGGCCCCUGUAGUGUCCCCUUAGCGCUCAAUCCGUCCUCGUUGAAAGAAAAUCCCGGGAUUCUGGGUGGGAAUUCCCAGGUUGGGCACUCUUGGGAUGGAUCCCGGUUGGGAAUUCUUGGGAUGGCGGGACGGUGUAAAAUAUUGUAAAGGAGGGAAUGGGAAAUUCCCGAAGAAAUAAAAAAAAAAAAUCUGGAUGGAA
Molecule: messenger RNA, 941 nt
Organism: Passer montanus (Eurasian tree sparrow)
Lineage: Eukaryota; Metazoa; Chordata; Aves; Passeriformes; Passeridae
Gene: POMC
Product: proopiomelanocortin
Exons: 2
Coding region: 10-687 (225 amino acids)
Cellular component (GO): extracellular region
Molecular function (GO): hormone activity
Source: RefSeq, a predicted model, not a curated record